This is a messenger RNA of Xenopus tropicalis (tropical clawed frog), 2434 nucleotides long. RefSeq names its product kelch repeat and BTB (POZ) domain containing 8 (gene kbtbd8). The transcript is spliced from 5 exons. Gene Ontology annotation, biological process: neural crest formation; neural crest cell development. Gene Ontology annotation, cellular component: spindle; Golgi apparatus. The record is from RefSeq and is a predicted model, not a curated record. Lineage: Eukaryota; Metazoa; Chordata; Amphibia; Anura; Pipidae. The coding region runs from base 56 to 1957 and encodes 633 amino acids.
GGAAGUAAGUGACGUUUCCUGCACAGGCUGGAGCCGGAGGAGGAGGAGGAGGAGAAUGGCUGCACAGGGAGUUUCCCUGGCUAUGGCUCUGAAUCCUUUACUUCAUACAUCACCCUUACCUAUCGCUCCCAUGAAUAUGGCGCAGACACCUUCCUCUACAGCUUCCACUGAAGUAGCCAAGUAUGUACAGACGCAGAAUGGAAUCCCCCCUUCCAAUCCUGUCAGCAGUGCUAUGGACCCCUACCAUGCCUGCAGUAUUCUCCAGCAACUUAAAGCAAUGUACGACGAGGGCAAGCUGACGGAUAUCGUGGUGCAAGUGGAUCACGGAAAACAUUUUUCUUGUCACAGAAAUGUUCUUGCAGCAAUCAGUCCUUACUUCAGAUCUAUGUUCACUAGCGGCCUUACAGAGAGCACCCAGAAAGAAGUGCGGUUAGUCGGAAUUGAAGCAGAGUCGAUGCAACUUGUAUUGAACUAUGCAUAUACAUCCAGAGUUCAGCUAACCGAGGCAAACGUCCAAGCAUUAUUCACUGCGGCGAGCAUCUUCCAGAUCCCUUCUCUCCAGGAUCAGUGCGCGCAGUAUAUGAUUAGCCGCUUGGAACCACAAAACUGUAUCGGAGUCUUUAGCUUUGCUGAUCACUACGGCCAUCAGGAACUUAAGGAGAAAGCCCAAGACUACAUCCGCAAAAAGUUUCUGUACGUCACCAAAGAGCAAGAGUUUCUGCACCUGAGGAAAGACCAACUGAUAAGCAUAUUGAACAGCGACGACUUGGAUGUGGAGAAGGAAGAGCACGUUUACGACAGCAUCAUCAGCUGGUAUGAGCACGAGCAGGAGACGAGAGAAAUGCAUCUUCCGGAAAUAUUUGCCAAAUGUAUCCGCAUGCCCCUCAUGGAAGAGACAUUUGUGGAACAGAUCCCUCCCAUAUUUGCACAGGCCAUGCCCAUAAACAGAGUACAGAAGGGAAAGAUUAGUGCCAAUUGCUGUACUCGGAGACUGGGCAUGACCGCUUCUGAAAUGAUCAUCUGCUUCGAGGCCGCAAACAAACACUCAGGAAAAAAGCAAACUGUGCCUUGUCUGGACACACUGACAGGAAAAGUCUAUAAACUAUGCAAACCGCCUGGUGACUUGAGAGAAGUUGGGAUCCUUGUGACGCCAGAUAAUGAACUCUACAUUGCGGGGGGGUAUAGGCCGAGUAACAAUGACGUCUGCAUAGACCACAAGGCAGAAAGUGACUUCUGGUUGUACGACCAUUCAAGCAAUCGAUGGCUGCCUAAGGCCCCCUUGCUCCGAGCGCGAAUAGGCUGCAAACUGGUUCAUUGUUGUGGUAAAUUAUACGCUAUUGGGGGCCGCGUUUAUGAAGGGGAUGGGCGCAAUCCUCUCAAAUCUGUUGAGUGCUACGAUACCAGAGACAACUGUUGGACAGCUGUGAGUUUAAUGCCAGUGGCAAUGGAGUUUCAUAGUGCUGUGGAAUACAAAGACAAAAUCUAUAUUCUACAGGGGGAGGUGUUCCUUUGCUAUGACCCCCCACGAGACUACUGGUGUUACCUAACCCCCAUGACUGCGCCUCGAGUUCAAGGAAUGGCAGCCGUGUACAAAGAUUCCAUCUACUAUGUAGCUGGAAUCCGUGGAAAUCACCGCGUUCUCACCGUGGAGGCCUACGACGUGGAGCAAAACCGGUGGACUCGGAAAAAAGAUCUUCCCUGCGAGCAGUCUUCGAACCCGUACAUCAAGCUGGUGGUUUUUAAAAGUAAACUUCACCUCUUCGUCCGAGCGACCCAGGUCAGCGUGGAAGAAUUCGUGUUCCGGACGAGCAGGAAAAACUCCCUCUACCAAUACGACGAGAUAGCGGACAGUUGGAAAAAAGUGUACGAAACGCCGGAGCGGCUGUGGGAUCUGGGCCGCCAUUUUGAAUGUGCAGUCGCUAAACUCUACCCACAGUGUCUUCAGAAAGUUCUCUGAUCUUCAGCUUGAUGGCCCGGCGCAGCGAAGGGGCCGGACUCUCAGAAACUCCGCAAUUGUCAGUAUUUAAUAUUUAGUUCGACAUGGACAAGUCUUGUACUUGGGACGGGUGCUUAUAAAAAGUUGCAGUAGGAGUUUUGGUGAAGGGGUGCAGCUACGUUAGUUUUCCUUUAUUUUUUUUUUUCACCAUUUAUUUUUGGUGAACUCUACGUUUACAAAGUGCAAUUAUCGGCGUUUUUUCUCAUGGUAUACAUGGAAUCAUAUCAUAUAUAUAUAUAUAUAUAUUCUGCUGCAGUGGUUGCUAACCUAUGACACUUCAGCUGUUGCCAAACUAUAACUCUCGGCAUUGUCUGGCAGUCACUCUGUUGGAAGAUGCUGGGAAUUGUAGUUGAGAGAGAUCUGUGUGUAUGUGUGUGUGUGGUGCAGGUUAGCAGACUCUGUUCUGUUGUAAUGUAGAACCAGUUUUUGGUGCUAGAG